AUGUUAGUCAAGCUUACGAUCAGCUCUUCCGCAGUCAUGUUUAUAUUUUACGUAGUCGUGCUUUUAACUUUUUCCGCUACACACCUGCAAGGUACACCGGUUCAAAAUGUCUCCACUGCGUUUAUCGACAAGCAGGGCCUAAUUGAUCUAACACGUUUCGGUGAACGCAUAUACGGCCACCCCGACAAGGCGGCUGGUCAAAAGCUCUCCAAUCUCGAAGCGUACGAAAUGCUGAAUCCAGAGGAACUCGGUCCCUACCUAGAGGGGGACCUGCUCAUACCGCAUGGCCAAAAACUCAUAUACCGCAAUGGUCUCACAGCAUAUAGUGCACGUUGGCCGAGAGGCAUUGUACCCUAUGAGAUAAAGGGGCGUUUCAGUCAGCAAGAAUUGGCGGUGAUUGACAAUGCCUUCCAGGAGUAUCACAACAAAACGUGCAUACGCUUCAAACCACGCUCCAAUGAGCGCGAUUAUGUUGUAAUCACAGGCGAUAGUACCGGCUGUUGGGGAAGUGUGGGACGGUUGGGUGGCAAGCAGGUUGUGAAUUUGCAGCCUGUUUCUUGCUUCCGUAAACCCGGCACACCGCUGCAUGAAUUGAUGCACGCACUCGGCUUCGUACAUGAGCACAAUCGACACGAACGCGAUAGCUAUAUACGGGUGCUGCGUCAGAAUGUUAAGAAUGGCAUGUUAUUCAAUUUUGAUAAGGCUUCUCCGUCGGAGCUAUACAGUUAUGGUGUACCAUAUGAUUAUGCAAGUGUUAUGCAUUACUCGAAGAGAAGUUUCUCGAAGAAUGGCCAGCCAACUAUUGAGGUAUUGAAACAAACGAGUGAUUCGAGCUUGAUGGGCCAACGGAUCGGUUUCUCCAAAGGUGACAUCGCCAAAUUGAAUGCAAUGUACAAAUGCAAAACACAAUAA
Bactrocera tryoni is the source of this 912-nucleotide messenger RNA. RefSeq names its product zinc metalloproteinase nas-1. The coding region runs from base 1 to 912 and encodes 303 amino acids. Gene Ontology annotation, molecular function: metalloendopeptidase activity; zinc ion binding. The record is from RefSeq and is a predicted model, not a curated record. Gene Ontology annotation, biological process: proteolysis. NCBI's taxonomy places the organism in Eukaryota, Metazoa, Arthropoda, Insecta, Diptera, Tephritidae. The transcript is spliced from 2 exons.